Molecule: messenger RNA, 1149 nt
Organism: Lingula anatina
Lineage: Eukaryota; Metazoa; Brachiopoda; Lingulata; Lingulida; Lingulidae
Cellular component (GO): trans-Golgi network
Source: RefSeq, a predicted model, not a curated record
GUCACAUGGGCUGGCUGACACCCGCCCCAGGCUUCAGGCCAUGGUUUUACUCCCAUAUUAAUGAAAUCAUGCUUAGCAACCUACCUUUAAAGAUAUACCUCUCGUCACUGAUAAAUUAGUACAUGGACAUAACCGUGCCAGUACACCGACAAGGCAGCACGUCCAAGAAGCUGCCCCGGCGCCAUGGCUCGUAGACAAAGUGGACGAAGUGUCCCAAACACGACGACUGUACUGUUUGUCCUCCUGCUGCUGUUGUUCGUGAGGGCGUCCCAUAGCCAGAGUUGUGUGAAGAUAGACUCCUGUAGCUGCAGGAACGAGAAUGGGGUCUUGAACCUGAGGCCUCUCGCUAGCUCUGAUGGAACCGCUCGAUUCAAAGCAACCUCCAGUGAUCUGUUUACCUACAGUUGGAAUCCUUGUACAAGAUUCACUGCAAACAAAGGUCCCACCGGGGGAUGUGAAGACGUCGCUGUGUGUCAGGUAGACAUGUAUACGAACGGUUAUUCACUGGGCAGUCAAGCCACGGCCACGUUCAACAUGACUUCUCAGGGCGCAUUCCAGGUAGUCUACUCCGCCACGGACACCUCGGGAACGACCAGGACCAGUCACGUGCAGCUGAUCUGUGACCCCAGUAAGGAAGGCGAUUUCGUGGCUGAGGGCGAACGCUCCGAUAUGCCCACAAAUUACUUUAUGACGCUGAUGUCGAAGUACGCGUGUUUCCAGGAGGAAGAGCCAGACAGUCUCAGUAUAGGAAGUCUGCUUAUUAUAAUAGUGCUGGUAUUUGCCGUGACAUACCUGGGGGUCGGGGUAGGGUACAGGUAUUUUAUACAGCAGGAGAGAGGGGCGAACGUUAUACCGCAACGGGAGAUGUGGCAAGCCAUACCGGCACUUGUGAAGGACGGAUUUCUUUUCACGAAGAACAAAUUUAAAAAAGGAGAUUACGAUCCAGUUACUUAAACAAGCUGCUUUUUGACCAAGUGCUACUUUUAUUUGUCAAAAUGGUGGAAUUCACGCGGAAUUAGUCUUUGGAUUAUCAAGCUCCCUAACGUCCAAAUUAGCCAAUUAGUUACGAUAGUCACACCAGAAAAGCAUACUGGCUUCCUGCUGUUGCUGGGGAUAAUGGUACGACAGGAUCUAAAUUGGCUGUUUAUU